GGAGAGAGAGAGUAAAAGGUAAACAAGAGAAGGGGAAAACAAUAGCUGUAAAAUUGUGCAGGGUUUUAUAACACAGUUGCAGCUCAGCUCAGCCAUAGCCUUGGCACUACUAUUCUUGUACUAUAUCUAUCACCUGUGUGUAAGGUUUCUUGACUUUAUCUUCUCCAUAAUCCUCCAUAGAUACAAUAUGAUUACACUGUAAUCGAGGAGAAGAAAACACACUCUGCUACAAAUGAUGUGACCAGCAACCAAUUGUUCCCUUCCUUCAUCAAGAAUCCACUUGCUGAAUGUUGUUGAUUCAGUUCGCCGGAGAUUUGGGGCGGGCGGCGGAGGAGGAGGGUUGUUGUUGUUGAUCAUCAUCAUCAUCAUGGGUUUAACUUUAAUGGAGUCUUUGAGAAGAAAGAUUCAAGCUUUUAGAAUGAUGGGUUUCCUCUUGUUUCUUCUGGUUUCUUCAAGCUUCUUCUCCUUUGUUUACUCUGACGAUGGAGGGAUAUUGUUGGAGGUCAAGAAGUCAUUUAGAGAUGUCAACAAUGUGCUGUAUGACUGGACUGAUUCACCUUCUUCAGACUACUGUAUGUGGAGAGGUGUUUCCUGUGACAAUGUCACCUUCAAUGUGGUUGCUCUUAAUCUUUCAGGUUUGAAUCUUGAUGGUGAACUCUCACCAAGUAUUGGAGAGCUCAAAGGUUUACUCUCCAUUGAUCUUCGUGGAAAUCGAUUAUCUGGUCAAAUCCCAGAUGAGAUUGGUGAUUGUAGUACCCUUAAGAACUUGGAUUUAUCGUUCAAUAUGUUAACCGGAGACAUACCGUUUUCGAUAUCGAAGUUAAAGCAGCUCGAGAUCUUAAUCUUGAAAAACAAUCAAUUGAUCGGUCCGAUCCCUUCGACAUUGUCGCAGGUUCCGAAUUUGAAGAUCUUGGACUUGGCACAAAAUCGGCUGAGCGGUGAGAUACCCCGGCUUAUAUACUGGAAUGAGGUUUUGCAGUAUCUAGGGUUGAGAAGCAACAAUCUAGUCGGCGAGCUCUCUCCCGAUAUCUGUCAGCUGAAGGGCCUGUGGUAUUUCGAUGUGCGGAACAAUAGUUUAAGUGGCACAAUUCCUUCGGAUAUCGGCAACUGCACCGGCUUCCAGGUCUUGGACCUUUCGUACAACCAAUUAACCGGAGAGAUACCGUUCAACAUUGGAUUCCUACAAGUUGCUACAUUAUCACUCCAAGGAAACGAGCUAUCGGGGAAAAUACCGUCUGUAAUUGGACUCAUGCAGGCACUUGCGGUUUUGGACUUGAGUUGCAAUAAUUUGAGUGGACAAAUUCCUCCGAUCCUCGGAAAUUUGACGUAUACGGAGAAAUUAUAUCUCCACAACAACAAGUUGACGGGAUCGAUUCCUCCAGAGCUCGGGAAUAUGUCGAAGCUCCAUUACUUGGAACUGAACGAUAAUCAGCUCACCGGCCAUAUUCCACCGGAACUUGGAAGGCUCACCGACUUAUUUGACCUUAACGUUGCGGGAAAUAGACUCGAGGGAUACAUACCCGAUAAUCUUAGCUCUUGCACUAAUCUUAACAGCCUCAACGUGCAUGGGAACCAGUUGAAGGGCACCAUUCCUGCUCAAUUCCAGAGGCUCGAAAGCAUGACAUACUUGAAUCUUUCGUCAAAUAACCUCACGGGUCCUAUUCCAAUCGAGCUGUCUCGGAUUGGUAACCUCGAUACGUUGGACCUCUCGAACAAUAGGAUCAGUGGUCCGAUCCCUUCGCCACUUGGUGAUUUGGAACAUCUUUUAAAAAUGAAUCUGAGCCGGAACGGGUUGACAGGAUAUAUACCAGCCGAGUUUGGCAACUUAAGAAGCGUCAUGGAGAUAGAUCUUUCUUACAAUCAUCUCUCCGGUGUAUUACCCCAGGAGCUCGGUCAGCUUCAGAAUUUGUUCAUGCUAAAGUUAGAGAGUAACAAUUUAACGGGAGGGUUGAUAUCGUUGGUGAAUUGCCUUACACUUUCGGUUCUAAACGUGUCGUAUAAUAACCUGGCUGGCGAUAUUCCUACCGGCAAUAAUUUUUCAAAAUUUUCACCCGAUAGCUUUCUUGCGAAUCCUGGUCUUUGCAGCAGUUCGUUAAGUUCUUCAUGUCAUGCUUCUCGUUCCACCGAAAGGGUGGCCAUUUCUAAAGCAGCGAUACUCGGAAUCGCUCUCGGUGCUUUGGUUCUUCUUCUUAUGAUCUUCGUGGCCGUAUGCCGACCCCAUAAUUCAAAACCUUUCAUCGAGGGGUCGUAUGAUAAACCAGUUCAUUACUCAUCACCGAAACUUGUGAUACUUCACAUGAACAUGGCGCUUCAUGUGUACGACGAUAUUAUGAGAAUGACCGAGAACUUGAGCGAGAAAUAUAAAAUCGGAUAUGGAGCAUCGAGUACCGUCUACAAGUGUGUUCUCAAAAACUGCCGGCCCGUGGCCAUCAAGAAAUUAUGUACUCAUUAUCCUCAAUACCUGAAAGAGUUCGAGACCGAGCUCGAAACCGUUGGCAGCAUCAAGCAUAGAAAUCUUGUUAGUCUUCAAGGUUACUCUUUAUCACCUUCAGGGAACCUGUUGUUUUAUGACUAUAUGGAAAAUGGCAGCCUCUGGGAUCUCCUUCAUGGCCCGUUGAAGAAGAAAAAGCUCGAUUGGGACACAAGAAUUCAGAUCGCCCUAGGAGCGGCCCAAGGGCUUGCAUAUCUUCACCACGACUGUAGUCCUCGUAUAAUACAUAGAGACGUGAAAUCGUCCAAUAUUCUACUUGACAAGGAUUUUGAAGCACAUCUUACGGAUUUUGGGAUCGCCAAGAGCUUAUGCACGUCAAAAACGUUCACGUCGACUUAUAUAAUGGGUACGAUCGGAUAUAUUGAUCCCGAAUACGCUCGUACUUCCCGUCUUACCGAGAAAUCCGAUGUGUACAGCUACGGGAUUGUUCUACUUGAGUUGCUUACCGGAAGGAAAGCUGUUGACAAUGAGUCAAAUCUCCAUCACCUGAUUUUGUCAAAGACGGCAAGCAACGCGGUGAUGGAAACCGUCGAUCCAGAGAUAUCGGCGACGUGCAAGGAGCUGGGAGAAGUAAAGAAGGUUUUCCAGCUGGCUCUGUUGUGCACCAAACGACAGCCAUCGGAGCGGCCAACGAUGCACGAGGUGGUGCGAGUCCUGGGGAGCAUACUCCCGCCACCUAAACAAAACCCGACGGGUGGUCCAGCGACGCUGGUGCCAUGUUCGAAGGUGUCGAGCUACAUGGACGAAUACGCAAACCUGAAAACACCUCAUUUGGUGAACUGCUCAUCGAUGAGCACCUCAGAUGCGCAACUGUUUCUGAAAUUUGGUGAGGUUAUAUCUCAAAACAGUGAUUAAUAUUAUGAUUAAGGUGAAGGUUAAGGUAGAUGAUGAUGAUAUGUGAAGGAAAGUGAAAUGUCUAUAUUGGCCCUGAGAGGGGAAACUGAUGUUCAGAAAUCAUGUGCAGGUCUGUGUUGUACUGGUAAUGAAAUUAUGAUUGUAGUACUUGGUAGGUUUAUAUGAACAUGGGUUGGGUGC
This is a messenger RNA of Cynara cardunculus var. scolymus (artichoke), 3526 nucleotides long. RefSeq names its product LRR receptor-like serine/threonine-protein kinase ERECTA. Lineage: Eukaryota; Viridiplantae; Streptophyta; Magnoliopsida; Asterales; Asteraceae. Bases 368 to 3346 code for a protein of 992 amino acids. Gene Ontology annotation, molecular function: ATP binding; protein kinase activity; receptor serine/threonine kinase binding. The record is from RefSeq and is a predicted model, not a curated record. Gene Ontology annotation, biological process: protein phosphorylation. The transcript has 27 exons.